AUGGGUGCGCUCUUCGAAGCAGCCAUGAAUCAGCAGCAGCAACAGACCCAAAAGACUGCAGCGGAGCCCAAAGUGACGCCCGAGGAGCAGCAGAAGUUCCUGUCCGCCAUGAAGGACCCAGAGUUCCGAUCGCUGCUGAACGACUACAUGGAGGAGAUCUCGGACCCGCGCAACCGCGCCGAGACGGAGCAGUACCUGGCGCAGCUCGAGAACGAGCAGAAGGUGCCGGCGGACAAGCAGCUCGUCAAGCCCAAGCCCGGAUUCGUGGUCAAGACCAAGUGGGACGCCGCGCAAAAGUUGUUCGUCAAUGUCUGCAGCAGCGACAAGAUGCAGCCGCCCUCCAGCACCAGGGUCACCUCUGGCCAGCAGGGCACGUCGUGGAACCUGCCCUACUCGCUGGGGCUGGAGAGGCUCGAGCCCGACAAAGGGGGCUCCGGCGUCCCGACCUUUGACGUGUGCUUCCACCCGCGAGUCAUUGAGUUUGCAAUGGCUCGAGCGGAUUACAGGCACAUGGUGAUCAGUACGUGUCUGGAUGCGGUCGAGCCGAUAUUGAGGGACUCGAGGCGCAAACAGAAGGCGGUGCUGGCCAGGAACUACCACAUCCUCAAGGGCGUGUUCUACAAGUCCGGCGACCCCGUCACAAUGUGCUUGCGGAAGGAGCGUGACGUACUGGGGCCAACCAAGGCAAAAACGACAAAGAAGAUCACGGCGCUGGGGGAUAAGGAGAAUGCCCCACCAGCUCAAACGAUCACUCAGGUAGGUGGUAAAGCUGAUGAUUCAGUGCUAAAUCAAUUGACGCACGUGAAGGACAAGGAGAAGAACACCGCGCUGAUGAAGGAGGUAUCGAGCGUGAAGCUGGAACCAAAGCAGAAGCUUGACAGCCAUAAGCAAAAGAAGAAGAUGGAGCACCAGCUCAUUUACCGCGGGAACUUCGAGCUCCUCCACCACAUGCAAGCGGAUCCAGGGAACAAGGUCCCUGAGGAUCGCUACCGCCCGAAAGAACUCGUCGUUGAGGUGAGCUUCCCGCUGUCGACUAGUGCGAAGGGAUUAGAUCUGGACGUGAGCGAGCGGAUGCUGCGGCUGUCGGCCGGCCCAAGUGUUCCAGGCAAUUAUGAACCUCUGGAGCUGGCUCUACCAUUCCCAGUGAUCGAGGAGAAGGGCAGUGCCAAGUUCGACCGCAAGAAUCACAAGCUUGUGGUCACUUUACCGGUGCAGCCCCCACCCAAGCCGAAACCGCAGUCUGUCUCGCUGAUUGUUCAGGAUGAAGACGAAGAAGAAGAAGAUGAAGAGGUGGGAGAUAAUGUGGUUGAAGCUGAACCAAACAAGUCGACAAGUCCGAAGGCCAGCGCACCUAAGCAGCAGAAGAUGAAGGAGGAGGAGGGGGAAGACGAGUUUCGAAUGCUUCGAGAGACGGCGCUGAUGGUGGCCAACGACCCGCAGGUGCUUGCACACGCUCAGCCUCAGGCUCAGGCUCAGGCUCAGGCUCAAUACUCGGUGCCAGUCUCGCGAUUAUCUCCUCCCGUAGUGACUGAGCCAGCAGCUAUCAAGGACGACAUUUACGAUGACUUGCCACCGCUUGAAAGCUGUAGCGAUGAAGAAGACGAUGUCGGCACGAGUGAAAAUGUUGCAGAUACGGAAAAGACACCAGAGACGUUGCCAACAGCAACUGAUCCAGCAGCGGAGACCAGCAAAGUCGAAGAUAUUAUCAAGCCACCGUUCGAGACGCACGACACAGAAGCGUGCUUAUCGUACAUUGUCAACGUGUCAGACAUUGACUUGGCCAGUGUGAAACUCACAUUCCCGUCACCGUCUUCGUUGAAUCUCCGGUUCUCGGACAAGAAACAACGCGAGUACGAGAUGCAGGUUGCAGUGCUUCCAGUUGACAUUGAACCAUCUACGGCAGAGUUCAACGUGGCCAGCGAGAACAUGGUGAUCAUCCUGGAGAAGAAGACAACCCCGGCUUCGCAGACGAAGACGGCAGAGCAGCCCAAUAUCGAAUCUCCAGCGCCUCCUCUCGCUGCUGCCCGAUUCCAGAACCAGCUUCUCUACGAGCUGGACUAG
Messenger RNA from Phytophthora sojae, 2061 nucleotides. RefSeq lists its product as hypothetical. Gene Ontology annotation, cellular component: cytoplasm. Gene Ontology annotation, biological process: axonemal dynein complex assembly. The record is from RefSeq and is a predicted model, not a curated record. The transcript is spliced from 3 exons. Bases 1 to 2061 code for a protein of 686 amino acids. Lineage: Eukaryota; Oomycota; Peronosporomycetes; Peronosporales; Peronosporaceae.